Molecule: messenger RNA, 2901 nt
Organism: Arthroderma uncinatum
Lineage: Eukaryota; Fungi; Ascomycota; Eurotiomycetes; Onygenales; Arthrodermataceae
Product: neutral alpha-glucosidase AB
Exons: 3
Coding region: 1-2901 (966 amino acids)
Biological process (GO): N-glycan processing; carbohydrate metabolic process
Cellular component (GO): glucosidase II complex
Molecular function (GO): carbohydrate binding; alpha-glucosidase activity
Source: RefSeq, a predicted model, not a curated record
AUGGCGCCGUCCCGGGCAAGCCAUCCACGAUGGUCACCGUCAUUGUUGAUCAUCACCAUCGUGUCGUUUUUCGCCGUCCCAGCAGUCAUGGUUAAACACGAAAAUUUCAAGACGUGCUCGCAGUCUGGCUUCUGCCAACGCAACCGAAACUAUGCAGACAACGCAGCCAGCCAGGCGUCGGCAUGGACCUCCCCUUUCGACCUUGAAGCCGGCUCUUUAACGUUCUCGAAUGGCCAAUUGCUUGGAACUGUCAUCAAGACUGUGGGGGAUAAUGAGAAAGUUCGGUUCCCCCUGGUGGCAUCGUUCUUGGAAUCCGGUGUUGCACGCAUCACAAUCGACGAGGAACGCCGAGUGAAGGGAGACAUUAAAUUACGUCGUGACAGUAUUGUUAGGAAGGAACGAUAUAACGAGGCCUCUAAAUGGGCGAUCACCGGUGACAUGAAGCUCAGCUCGGAGGCUGAAUUCAGCACCGACAAGGCCUCGGGAACCAGCAAGGUCCAGUAUGGCCCAGAGAAGAAAUUCGAAGCUGUCAUUAAGCAUUCUCCCUUUGAAGUCUACUUCCAGAGGGAUGGCCAGACCCAGAUCCAGCUUAACUCCAAGGGUCUUCUCAACAUAGAGGAAUGGAGGCCAAGAGACGAAACACCCGAAUCUGAAUCCGAGUCCAAGACCGGCGGCGUAGACGACAGCACCUGGUGGGACGAGUCAUUUGGAGGAAACACGGAUUCUAAACCAAGAGGGCCAGAGAGCGUGGGUCUUGAUAUCAGCUUCCCUGGUUACGAGCAUGUUUUUGGAAUCCCGGAGCACGCUGACUCCAUGUCCCUGAAACAAACGAGGGGCGGCGAGGGACAGCACACUGAGCCAUACCGAAUGUACAACUCGGAUGUGUUCGAAUAUGAGCUGAGCAGCCCAAUGACGCUCUAUGGAUCAAUUCCAUUUAUGCAGGCUCACCGUAAAGAUUCUACAGUUGGAGUCUUCUGGCUAAAUGCCGCGGAAACCUGGGUCGAUAUUAUCAAGACCACAACCUCUCCCAACCCCAUGUCUCUUGGUGUAGAAGCAUCGACCUCCACGGAGACCCAUUGGUUCUCGGAAAGUGGACAGUUUGACGUCUUUGUUUUCCUGGGCCCAACGCCUGAUGCGAUCUCCAAGACAUACGGAGAACUUACCGGCUUCACGCAGCUUCCACAACAGUUCGCCAUCGCGUACCACCAAUGUCGCUGGAACUACGUCACUGAUGAGGAUGUGAAAGACGUUGACCGCAAGUUUGACAUGUACCAAAUACCAUACGAUAUCAUCUGGCUUGACAUUGAAUACACCGACGGGAAGAAAUACUUCACUUGGGAUCCUCACACCUUCCCUGACCCGAUUGGAAUGCAGAAGCAGCUUGAUGCGUCCGAACGCAAGCUUGUGUAUAUCAUCGACCCCCAUAUUAAAAAUGAGGCUAAUUAUCCCAUUGUUGAUGAAAUGAAGAAGAAAGAACUAGCUGUUCUGAACAAAGAUGGAAGUAUUUACGAGGGAUGGUGCUGGCCUGGCUCAUCUCACUGGGUGGACUGCUUCAAGCCAGCCGCCAUUGAUUGGUGGGUCGGUCUCUUCAAAUAUGACAGCUUCAAGGGAACUGCUUCCAACUCGUGGCUUUGGAACGAUAUGAAUGAGCCCUCUGUCUUCAACGGACCUGAGACAACCAUGCCAAAGGACAACAUCCACCACGGUAACUGGGAACAUCGUGACGUCCACAACAUUAACGGACUGACGUUCGUCAAUGCCACAUACAACGCGCUCAUUGAGCGCAAGAAGGGAGAGAUCAGACGUCCCUUUGUUCUUACUCGCUCUUUCUACGCUGGAUCGCAACGAAUGGGCGCUAUGUGGACUGGAGACAACCAGGCAAACUGGGAACACUUGGCGGCUUCGUUCCCUAUGGUUCUUAACAACGGAAUUGCCGGUUUCCCCUUCGCCGGAGCAGACGUUGGAGGGUUCUUCGGAAACCCAAGCAAAGAACUUCUCGCUAGAUGGUACCAGGCAGGUGCCUUCUACCCAUUCUUCCGUGCCCAUGCACACAUCGACACCCGCAGAAGAGAGCCAUAUAUGGUCGGCGAACCAUACCGGGAUAUAAUUGCACAGGCUAUUCGAGUCCGAUACCAACUUUUGCCCGCCUGGUAUACUGAGUUCCAUCGUGCCUCCGUCAACGGUUCUCCGAUUGUCCGACCACAAUAUUAUGUACAUCCAUCCGACGAGCAAGGCUUUGCCAUCGAUGACCAGCUCUAUCUCGGCCGUACAGGACUUCUGGUGAAGCCCGUUGUCACUGAAGGCGCUACAAGCGUUGAUAUUUACAUCUCCGAUGAGGAGAAGUACUAUGACUACUUUGAUUUCGCCAUAUACCAAGGAGCCAGAAAGAAGCACACUGUCAAUGCCCCUCUAGAGAAGAUCCCGAUACUAAUGCAGGGUGGCCAUAUCAUCCCAAGAAAGGAUAGACCGCGUCGAAGCAGCGGAUUGAUGAAGUACGAUCCAUACACGCUUGUCGUUGUCCUAGACAGCAAGGGCCAAGCAGAGGGUGAAUUAUACGUUGAUGACGGUGAAACAUUUGAUUACCAGCAAGGAGCAUACAUCCACCGCCAAUUCUCCUUCUCAGGCACCUCUCUGUCCUCUAGCGACCAAGCCACCAGUGGCGCCAAAACGAGCCAAUAUCUAAAGAAGAUGACCGAAGUGCUCGUUGAGAAGAUAAUUCUUGUUGGCAUCCCCAGCGACUGGAAGAGUAGAGACACCGUGUUGGUUUUGGAAGAUGGUGCAAAGUCUGGUGUUAAAGCCAGCUUGGAAUGGCAUGCUGCGGAGGACGGCAAGGCAGCGUAUGCGGUUGUUAAGAAACCAGGAGUGUCGAUCACCAAAUCAUGGAAGAUCGACUUUGCUUAA